This is a messenger RNA of Molossus molossus (Pallas's mastiff bat), 2972 nucleotides long. It is a transcript of the gene PBXIP1, whose product is annotated as PBX homeobox interacting protein 1. The coding region runs from base 150 to 2339 and encodes 729 amino acids. Lineage: Eukaryota; Metazoa; Chordata; Mammalia; Chiroptera; Molossidae. The record is from RefSeq and is a predicted model, not a curated record. The transcript is spliced from 12 exons.
UUCUGGGGCUGGGAACUAGGGGAAGCCACAACAAGUUCAGCUGAAGACUGAAGGAUCAGGUUCCAGUUGCAGCUGCCCAGCCUGAGGGGACAGUCUGGGCCUUGGAUGAAGGGGUGGCAGCCACAGCAGCCUCAAGGACCUCAGCAACGAUGGCCUCCUGCCCGGAUUCGGACAACAGCUGGGUGCUUGCCGGCUCAGAGAGCCUGCCUGUGGAGACCCUGGGCCCAGAACCCACGAUGGACCCCAAACCUCAGAGAGCUCCUCAGGGCCCUGGGAGCCCUGCCAAAGCAGAUGAAGAAUUAGCUGGGACCUUGGAUGGAGAAGAGACCCUCUUCCAGAGUGAAACCUCCCAGUCUGGUCCCAUUCUGCCAGAGGAGACUGAGGCCAAGGGUGUCCUGGAAGGUGAUGGUCCUGGACUGGAGCUCCCUGACUCAGGAGACAUCGUGGCCCAGGGAGACUUGGAGGAGGCCCCUGUGGUGGCAGACCUGGGACCAGACACACAGGACCUGGAGGAUCAGAGCCCCCAGCAGAGCCUGCCCUCAUCCACCAAAGCAGCUUGGAUCAGGGAGGCUGCCCGCUGCACCAGCAGUGAGGAUGACACCGACGUGGAUGUGGAGGGUCUGCGGAGACGGCGGGGCCGGGAGCCCAGCACUCCUCGGCCUACGGUGCCCCUGGGCGCAGAGGACCAGGCCGGAGGCGAGGCUGUAAGCGGGGAGCUGGGCAUUUCCCUCAACAUGUGCCUCCUCGGGGCCCUGGUUCUGCUGGGCCUGGGGAUCCUCCUCUUCUCUGGUGGCCUCUCAGAGUCUGAGAGCGAGCCCAUGGAGGAAGUGGAACUGCAGGUCUUUCCAGAUGCCACCCUGGACAAUGAGAUGGCGGAUGCUGUGGGGGAUGGGCAGGAUGGCCUAAGGCAGCAGCUGCAGGCCUCAGCGGCCCCUGACAGUGUCCCCAGCCUGCAGAGCAUGGCUCUUCUGCUGGACAAGCUGGCCAAGGAGAACCAGGACAUCCGGCUGCUGCAGGCCCAGCUGCAGGCCCAGAAGGAAGAGCUUCAGAGCCUGAUGCACCAGCCCAAAGGUCUAGAAGAGGAGAAUGCCCAGCUCCGAGGGGCCCUGCAGCACGGCCAGGCCUCCCAGAGGGCCCUAGAGUUAGAGCUGCAGCAGCUGCGGGCCCGUCUCCAGGGGCUGGAGGCUGACUGUAUCCGGGGAACAGAUGGGGUGUGCCUCGGCUGGGGCAGAGGCCCACAGGACGGCAAGGUCUCUAAGGAGCAAGGUCCUCAGGGGCAGGAGCCCGGCACUGGCUUCCUAAAGCAGAGGGAACAGCUAGAGGCUGAGGCCCAAGCACUAAGGCAAGAGUUGGAGAGGCAGCAGCGGUUGCUGGGGUCUGUGCAGCGGGACCUGGAGCAGAGCUUGAGGAAUGCAGGCCAAGGUGACCCAGCUCACGCUGGCCUUGCUGAGCUGGGCCACAGGCUGGCUCAGAAGCUGCAGGGCCGGGGGAACUGGGGCCAGCACCCUGGGGGGCCUGCCAAUGCCUCAGAAGCCUUGAGUCAGGAGCCCCACUUCCAGAGCUCUAGAGAGUGGAGUGGAAAGGAAAAGUGGCAGGAUAGGCAUGGGGACCGGAAGGCUGAGCACUGGAAGCAUAAAAAGGAGAAAGCUGGCUGGGAAAGGAAGAAGAGCUGGGGGGAUCAGGAGGACAGGGAGCUGGCAGGGAAGUGGAAGGAGGGCAAGCCGAGGGUGGAGGAGAGGGGCAAGAAGGAUGGUAAGCGACAGGGCCCCAAGGAGCCCCCCAGGAAGAGAGGAAGCCCCCACUCCUCUGGGGAAAGGCACAAACACCCUCAGUGGAAGGAAGGGGCUAAAGACAGACACGACCCCCUGCCGUUCUGGGCAGAGCUAUCAAGGCACAAGUACCGGGCACCCCAGGGCUGCUCGAGCGUGCACGAGUGUGCCCGACAGGAGGGCCUGGCCUUCUUUGGCAAGGAGCUGGCCCCAGUGCAGCAACAGGAGCUGGCCUCUCUGCUGAGGACAUACCUGGCACGGCUGCCCUGGGCUGGGCAGCUGACCACGGAGCUACCCCUCUCACCUGCUUACUUUGGUGAGGAUGGCAUUUUCCGCCAUGACCGCCUCCGCUUUCGGGAUUUUGUGGAUGCCUUGGAGGACAGCCUGGAGGAGGUGGCGGUGAGACAGACAGGUGAUGACGACGAGGUGGAUGACUUUGAGGACUUCAUCUUCAGCCACUUCUUUGGAGACAAAGCACUGAGGAAGAGGUCCGGGAAGAAAGACAGACACUUUGGGAGCCCCCGAGUGGUGGGGCCGAGGGAGGAGCACAGUCCCCACCGCCGAGGCUGAGGCCUGCUGUUACCUUACUCCUGGGGACUGCUGAACGGCCGUCUCUCCUGGUUGGUGUCCCAGGAUGUCCUUCACAGAGGAGAGCGAAAUCCCUCAGCCCUGUGCUGAUGCCACUUGCACUAGAAAAAGGCCUUAGUGGGGCCUGCCUUGCUGUCUGUGCACACGUAUGGGAAUGGUCGGGCCUGGACUGGGACCCUUGGCAGUCUGUCUGACUGUGUCACGCCAAAUGUGAAAGGGUUGGGAGAAAAGCCUGGUUUUGGGGGUGGGGUGGCGGUGGGGGAUGGUAUUCUGAUUCUGAAGCCAAAGCGCUUUUUUCCUCUUGUAUGUGUUCUGCUUCAAAGUGGGCCCUGGGUGCCACAGCCUGACCCGUGCCCCUGGGGUUUGAGAGUUGCUGGCUAGAGGCCCAGCAUCCGGACUUUCCCUGGGGUUUGUUAGAUUUGGAAGCAGCUAUCCCUAGGGGGUGAAGUCCCCUUUACCCUGGCUUUUCCCGUGGCCUCCCCUCCCCUAUGAACUGUAGACUCAGAUCACAAUAAAGAGCUGUUGGAGCCCUGGCCGGUCAGGCUCAGUUGGUCGGGUGUUGUCCUGCUGAUUCCAUCAGGGCACAUGCCCGAGUUGCAGGCUUGAUCCCCAGUG